GUAUAACCUAAAAUCAAAAUCACAGUCGCAUUCGUUUUGUCCGGCAAAAAUGGCUUCUAGAUGUCGAUCUUUGUCUAAACCAGCGUUUACUAUGUUUAGAUCUGCAAUGAACAAGCCCUCUCUUCGACCCAAAUCGGCUUCAUCGUUUCUGGGCGUCCCUCCUUCGCCUGGACUUUCGAGGCCGAUUGCUCAGCUGGGAUCACUUCAAUCGUUGCUUCCAUUGUAUAGUGCGGUGGCUUCUGCUAGAUUGACUUCGUGCCUCGGUAUCGAUUCACAGAAUUCUAGGUCAUUAGCUCAGGGUAUGCUCUGCAGUGCGAAUCCAGGAGUUUGAUAUUCCAAAUCCAAAUGUUUUGUGUUUAGUAUAUCUAGCUCGGCCUAAGCGUGCCUCGAUAAUGAGACCAGACUCGAAGAAAUUUGGAUUCGUUUUAGAUGAGAUUCUCUGCAUCUUUGCUUUUGCUGGUCUAAUUCAAUCACUCAGAUCAGUUCUCUGUCAUUUGGAUGAUAAAACACUCUCUUCUUUAGUUACAUUCCAAUUAAGCAACACAAUGUCUUUUGGAACUUCUAUGUUCAACACAUCAAGAUUGAACAAUAAUAGCCUCUUGUCUAUGCUAUUGGUUAAGCCAUGAUUUUGCUAUUCAAUUAUUAUUGGCUAGUUUUA
Messenger RNA from Capsella rubella, 658 nucleotides. RefSeq lists its product as uncharacterized. NCBI's taxonomy places the organism in Eukaryota, Viridiplantae, Streptophyta, Magnoliopsida, Brassicales, Brassicaceae. The record is from RefSeq and is a predicted model, not a curated record. The transcript has 3 exons. The coding region runs from base 50 to 331 and encodes 93 amino acids.